Trichoplax adhaerens is the source of this 1833-nucleotide messenger RNA. RefSeq lists its product as uncharacterized. The record is from RefSeq and is a predicted model, not a curated record. Gene Ontology annotation, molecular function: acyltransferase activity. Bases 1 to 1833 code for a protein of 610 amino acids. NCBI's taxonomy places the organism in Eukaryota, Metazoa, Placozoa, Uniplacotomia, Trichoplacea, Trichoplacidae. The transcript has 12 exons.
AUGCCUUCUGAAACUACCUUUUGCUUCGAGGACCAUCUACCAAGAUUCCCUGUACCAGAUUUUCAAGACACUCUAAAAAGAUACUUGGCCUCUGCUCGUAUAAUUGUCAGCGACAAGCAAUAUAAAAAGACAGAAGCACUUGUUAAAGAAUUUGGCAAACAAGGAGGAAUCGGCGAGCAGCUUCACGAAGCUAUUGUAGAAAGAGCAAAGACUACUGAUAAUUGGUUAACUGAUUGGUGGACAAAGUACGUUUAUUUAAAGCCAAGAGAGUCGAUUGUACUGAACAUCUCAGUUGCCACUAUUGCUGGGUAUGAACCUGUCCAGUCAGAAGAUGACUAUAUUACUCUGGCGGCUAAAGCAGCUGUUGCUACAGCGACAUAUUAUUGGCAAAUUUACCACCAAACUUUACCAGUAAAUAAAUCCGGUGGAGCACCACUUGCUAUGUUCCAGAGCAUGAACUUAUUUGGUAGUAGUAGAAUUCCUAAGCAUAGUAUAGAUGAAUUUACACCGCGAAAUCUGGACGAUGAGCCAUCAUCAGACUUAAUUAUUUCUCACAACAAUCAGUUUUUCAUUGUUAAAGCAAUCAAAGAUGAUAAAGUCAUUUCCUUUACCGAGAUGAAAAUUCAGAUACAACGAGUUAUACAAAUGUCAACUGAAGUAGUAGAACCUGUAGGCAUACUAACAACAGCAGAUCGUGAAACAUGGGCUGAUGCCCUUCAACUCUUAACCCAAGAUCCUGAAAACUAUCAAUCUUGGCAUGCUAUCCAUCGUGCAAUCACUGUCAUAAGCUUAGAAAUGAUAAAAUGCGAACCCAACGUUCAACCAGAUCAUCCUAAUUAUCAAGAUGAAUUAUAUAGUCUAUUUACGUCUGAAGGUUUGCAUGCCAAUGGUAGUCAGUAUAAUUCUGCAAAUCGAUGGAAUGAUAAAAUUGUUGCUUGCUAUGUGGGCAGGCAUGGGAAUUAUGGCACGUUAGGAGAGCAUUCACAUGUGGAUGGAGUUACUGUCGUUUACUACAAUGUUUUUUUGGAUCAACAAAUAAAAAUGAUGGAAACAGGUAAGUCUGUUCCACAAGAAGUUUCGAAUCAAGUUGAACCACCGAAGAAAAUUCAAUGGAGGCUGAACGAUGAGUUGCAUCAAGUUAUUCGACAAACUGCGGAGAAAUUUGAUAAAACUUUAAAGAAUGUCAACCAGCGUGGUAUGAUCUUUAAUGACUACGGCAAAGAGUUUAUUAAGUCUAUUGGGAUAAGUCCUGAUAGCUUUAUACAAAUGGCUCUUCAAUUGACUUAUUAUAUACUUGAGAGAAAAUUACCUAAUCAAUACGAGAGCUGUACACUAGCACGUUAUGCUCGUGGUAGAACGGAAGCUAUUCGCGCAACUACACCUAAAUCUAAGAUACUCUGCAAGAUUUGGAUAGAUCCUAAAUCGACGUUAAAUGAAAAAAAGGCUGCUUUCAUGGAGGCUACAAAAUCUCAAAGUCAGCUAGCGAAGGAAGCUGGAUUAGGUAAAGCCUGGGAUAGAAUUUUAUUUGGAAUACGAAUAGCAGCAUUAGAGAAAGGCCUCCCUGAGCCAGAAAUAUUUAAUGAUCCUACUUUUAAAUUAAUGAAUCAAUUUCAACUUUCUACCAGCCAGGGCACAUACGGACCAAUUUCAAAUUCACUAUUUGUACCGGUACAUGAAGAAGGUUAUGGUAUAUCUUAUAAUAUACAAUCAGAUCGAUUUACUUUUGCUUGCUCCGAUUUUGUAAGUUGUGAAAAAACGUCUAGUAAGAAAUAUCUGGACACGUUACGACAGUUUCUUGGCAAUUUUAAACGACUUUUCACCGAAGAAAUGUAA